Molecule: messenger RNA, 1106 nt
Organism: Rhopilema esculentum
Lineage: Eukaryota; Metazoa; Cnidaria; Scyphozoa; Rhizostomeae; Rhizostomatidae
Product: MKRN2 opposite strand protein
Source: RefSeq, a predicted model, not a curated record
UCUCCAUCACUGGCCUAAAAAGUUUUCUCCUUGUCUGCUGUCAAUAUUUAUUGAUGGAAAAUUGUAAAAAUGGCUGUAGCACUGACUACUGAAUAUCAGCAGUUUCCUACAGUUCUUUGCUUCAGACACUGUGAAGAAGGAUCAAACGUGUCUUGUUUUGAAAUACCAUCGGGAUGCCCAUGUUGUGGGAGAAGUUUGAAAUCAGCUAAUUUUCUCGUUCCUCCUUUUGCUGUACCCACACCUUUCAGCUUCACCGAUGAUGGAUGUCAAAGCAGCGACAUUUCGCCUUGCAGUUUACUUAUAAAACCAACUACUGGGAACUUUCUCACGUCCUACAAGGCAGGGGACAAUCUUCAUAUUGGAAUUACAGAUUCUCAAGGGAAUAUUUUCAGCUAUGAUGAACAUGGUGUCAAAAUGGAAAAACAGCCUUGGAGCUAUUGCUUAACUAUAGAAGUAGUAAAUGCAGAAAUGACAUCAGUUGCAACUGCUUGGAAUUUAGCAUUAUACAAACAAUCAAAACUACAAAAGUGGCAAAUGGAAAACUAUGAUGAAGAGAACCAAAAUUGUUUUUCGUUUGUCUUGGAAUUUCUAAACGACUUGCUGCACAAAGGUUAUGACAAAGAAGAAUUCUGUAAUAGAUUCAUUUUGCCCCUCACAACAAAAGCUGCUAGCUACAUAGGAGUCUACAGAAAAAUUCUCACUGAUGGAUUGUUUGUUCAUCAGAAUUAACCUGGAAGAUGUCAGCUUUUAGGUUUUGGGAUUCUCCGAAAGUCAAUCAUGAUUGGUAUAUGAAGUAUAUUGGAGCUGAUGGCAAGUGACGUACGAAAUGGUUAGAUUUUUUACAACCCAUUCUUGUCUAAAGCUCACGGUAAAUUAAAAAUUGUUUUUCUAGGGUCUUAAUGUCUAGAACACAUGACGCCUAAAUGUGACAUAAGGAAGCAGAGACUAGGUUUUUAAAUUUUAUUAUAAAUUUCUAAUAAUAAUAAUUAUAAUUACAGUGCAUAACUAUAAUACAAUAUUCUAUACACUUUACAAUUUAAAACCUAUUACAUGACAUCAUAAGCUAAUUUAAAUGAAUGAGUCUUUAACGACGAUUUAAAAUUAUC